CUAGCUAGAUAGCUUGGAGACUCCAGCAGUGUUCUUGGGAUCUCCAUCGAGCAGCUGCUGACCGGAGUUGCAGUGCGAUGGCUCCGGCAGAGCUCCUGCUCGUCGUCGUCGUGACCGCGGCGGCAGCGUUGCUUCUGGCGGCGCCGGCGAGCGCCGCGCUGCCGCGGGUGUUGCACGCGCCCAAGGCCGACGGGACGCUCGCCGUCCUUGCCGUCGGCGACUGGGGCCGGCGUGGGCAGUUCAACCAGACCUUGGUUGCCCAGCAGAUGGGAGAGGUGGGGCAGAAGAUGGACAUCGACUUCGUCAUCUCCACCGGCGACAACAUCUACGACGACGGCAUCGCCAACACCAGCGACCCGCUCUUCAAGGAGUCCUUCUCCAACAUCUACACCGCCAAGAGCCUCCAGAAGCCUUGGUACCUCGUCCUUGGCAACCAUGACUACACCGGCAAUCCGCUCGCACAGCUAGACCCUGCCAUUCGCAACGUGGACAGCCGGUACACCGCCAUUGCAAAGUCUUUCAUCGUCAACUCAGGGUUUGCGGAUUUCUUCCUCGUCGACACGACGCCGUUCAUCCUCCAUUACUGGAACAACACCAAGUUUGAUUGGAGAGGGGUUGCUCCUCGCGACACCUACAUCACAAACAUACUCAAGGAUCUGGAGUACGCGCUGACGGAAUCCAAGGCCGCCUGGAAGAUCGUCGUCGGCCACCACCCCAUCAGCAGCGGCUGCGGGCACGGGAACAACACUGAGCUCGAGGAGUUGCUUCUCCCGGUCCUCAAGGCCCACGGCGUCGACAUGUACGUGAACGGCCAUGACCACUGCCUGCAGCGCAUCAGCAGCAGAGACAGUCAUCUUCAGUUCCUGACGAGUGGCGGCGGGUCCAAGGCGUGGGCUGGCAAGUUCAAGGCCACCCCCGACAAGGUGGAGUUCCUCUACGACGGGCAGGGGUUCAUGUCGAUGCGCCUGAGCAAGACGGAGGCCCACCUCGCCUUCUUCGACGUCGCCGGCAACGCCCUGCACUGCUGGGGCCUCACCAAGACUGCAGCAGCUGGGCGCGCUAGCUUAGCUUGACUCCGGCCUAUAGCUGUCACUGUCAGGCAGCAGUACGAUGAGUCGAGCAAUCACAAGGCAAUUAUUCAUUUGCGUAAACUGGAAGCAAUUGUUAUUAUUGUUGUUGCGUGUGCGCAAGUGUGAUGCUGUGAAAUAUUUGUACCCUAUAAGAGAAAUCUCAUCUUCCAUGGAAUAAAGUUUACUUUCCAUUGGCGGUUUGCAUCGC
This is a messenger RNA of Panicum hallii, 1278 nucleotides long. RefSeq names its product purple acid phosphatase 4-like. The coding region runs from base 78 to 1073 and encodes 331 amino acids. Lineage: Eukaryota; Viridiplantae; Streptophyta; Magnoliopsida; Poales; Poaceae. The transcript has 7 exons. The record is from RefSeq and is a predicted model, not a curated record. Gene Ontology annotation, molecular function: acid phosphatase activity; ferric iron binding; ferrous iron binding.